Cylindrotheca closterium is the source of this 609-nucleotide messenger RNA. The record is from the annotation of a GenBank genome assembly. Lineage: Eukaryota; Bacillariophyta; Bacillariophyceae; Bacillariales; Bacillariaceae.
AUGGAGCGUUUUACGGUUGCCAUUUCAACUCAACUGAAGGUGAAAGCUUCUGCCCAACGAGCUUGGGUUCGAUUGCACGAAUUUGAAAAUUUGCACAACGUGUUUUCCUCGGUUCACUCUGCGGAGUCAGUCGGUAGUCCAUGGGUGGUGGGAAGCAAGAUCAAGGUCACCCGAAAACUUCCCACAGGACACUGCUUCUUGGCGACCUAUAACAUUGUGAAGCACGAUGAGGAGAAUAUGGAGUUUCAGUUUUACUCAGAAGACAUUGCUUCUCCGGGAGCUGCCACUGUAUCCACUAGUUGGAAGGUCGAGUCACUAGGAGGAGAGGAUAGCUGCAUGGUUACAAUCUCGAUCGCCGUUGCUCCGCGAAAGAUGUUUGUCUCUGCUGGGCGAUUGAUCUUUGCUCCUCUUCUCAGAAGAAUGGUGAACAAAACCAUCAAUCAAGACUUGAAGGAUUUGGCUGCUUCGUUUGAAACCGAAAAAGAGCUCCAGAAGGCGCUUCUACAACAUACCACCAUUGCGUCCCGACCGGUCAGUCUUGCCAAUGCUCGAAAGUUCAAAGAGCCGAAAGAAGCGAUGAUGUUCCCAGUAAUAGUGGUACUACACUAA